This is a messenger RNA of Hyla sarda, 3928 nucleotides long. It is a transcript of the gene ZC3H6, whose product is annotated as zinc finger CCCH-type containing 6. Gene Ontology annotation, biological process: negative regulation of DNA-templated transcription. NCBI's taxonomy places the organism in Eukaryota, Metazoa, Chordata, Amphibia, Anura, Hylidae. The record is from RefSeq and is a predicted model, not a curated record. Gene Ontology annotation, molecular function: RNA binding; metal ion binding. The transcript has 12 exons. Gene Ontology annotation, cellular component: nucleus. The coding region runs from base 302 to 3355 and encodes 1017 amino acids.
AAGAGCCGCGCGCUUAUUGGCCAGAGGCCGUUUAAGGCGGGAAGUCUGCGGAAAGAAGGACCGGAAGUGGUCAUUCUAGCUCCCCUCAUUGCUUCCGGUGGCACCGUAUUCACCCGUUACACGGCGGCGGUGUUGUACCGGCUUCGGCCGUGCAGCUGGGAUGUCUGCCGUACGCGGCCUCCACCUCCUCCUCGUGGUUUCAGUGUAAAAAAAAAAAAAAGAAAAGAAAGAAAUAACUAAAAUUCAUAAGAAACUAAAGAGUAGAGAGAGUGUGUAGGGCAGGCGGGUUCUCUCAGCAGACAUGGCCUUUGAGAGCCUGUUCUCCAGACCCCCCAACCCAGACACCCACAUGACAGGAGAGUGUCAGCAUGCAGGGGACGAAAGAAAGGAGGGCGAGUUAGAAGACGGCGAAAUAGAUGACGCCGGAUUUGAGGAGGAAAAAAUUGAAGAAGUGAAGGAAGAGGUGAAAGAAGAUGAGGAGGAGCCGCAAGAAGAAAGGUCUCAUAAAAAGUCUAAAAAGCGGAAAAAGAGUAAAAAGGACGUGAAAGUGAAGAAGAAACGACGCCAUAAAACAAAGCAUAAGCACAGUGCACCAUCCAGCGAUGAGAGCUCGGACUACAGCUCGGAUGACGACCACACUGAGAGGCCACGUAAACCUCCUCCGUACAGAGAUUACGACUCCCAUUAUAAACAUCAUGGACGCGGCAAUUACAUGUCCUCAAAAUCUAUGCAUAGCAAGAAAAACCCACCUGACUACGACAACUACAGCAACUACAGCGAUGGGAAUUACAAUGAAGAAGAUGAGGAGGAUUAUGCUGAGCAGCUGAAACACUACAGGCAAGCGAAGGAGAACCCCGACAUCAGCGAACCACGCGAACCUCCAUAUAAGAAGAUGUCCAUGAAAGGAAUGCCUCCAGGACCAGAGCAGAAAGGGUAUUAUUAUGGACGUGGCCUUGGUCCCCACAAGAAAACAAUACAUAAAGAGCGAGGCAGAGGAAGAGGCGCUCAUAAAGGUCCGAGCCCUUAUUAUCAGGAUGGCUUCCAAGAGGAGGGCAAACCGGCGAAGAAGUGGGUGGCCAUGAGUCAGGAAUUCAUCAAUCAGCAUACAGUGGAACGCAAAGGAAAACAGAUCUGCAAGUAUUUCUUGGAAGGACGUUGUAUCAAGGGGGAUCAAUGCAAGUUUGAUCACGAUGCAGAAGUAGAAAAGAAGAAAGAAAUCUGUAAAUUUUACAUACAAGGAUAUUGUACAAGAGGAGAAAACUGUAUUUAUAUGCACAGUGAAUUUCCUUGUAAGUUUCACCAUACAGGGGCAAAGUGCUACCAAGGAGACAACUGCAAAUUUUCUCACGACCCUCUUAAUGAUGAUUCCAGAGAGUUAUUGCACAAGGUUUUAAACACUGAAGAAGAGGCACAGCAUGAAAUGGAUGAGGAGUUGGAGGAAGUGCCACGACAUGGGUCUAAGUUUUACAAUCAGCAAUAUAUGGGAAUGCAGUACCAGGGAAAUCACCCAUCUAUGUACAAUUCCGAGCCGCUGCCUGAACCAGGGCCCUUGCCUCCACCGCCAAUGUACGGGAAUCCUGGCAUGAAUGCAUCAUUCAACUCACCUCCCGGUCCAGGCCAUGGAAUGAACCAUCAGAGAGAGGUUCCCAAUAUACACAUACCACCCUACCACCACAAUGUAGAUGAGAAACCACAUGGCAUGCCACAGCAGAACAGUUAUCAGUCCGGACAAAGCGCGCCUGGAUACUAUGAGAACUACUACUCCCAGCAAGCUGUUCACAAUGUGAAAUCCAGCGUACCUGAAUCUAUGCAUAAAGUUUUAUUUUCAAGAAUUGGAAAAGCAAUGGAUGGUGCGGAAACGAAUCAGCCUCCACCACAGCGAUCCAUGAGUAGAGAAGAGGAUGAAUUUGCGAACUGGUAUAGCAGUGAAGAAGAGGAUGGUAGCGGCGUUAGUUCCAUCUUAAAAACACUAAGAAACCAAACCAAGCUGGCUAGAAGUAACUCUGCAGAUCAGCAGGCGGCCCCUCAAAGUUGUGACCCAAGAUUGGCAAAAGACCGAGCUGCUCCUGGUCCGCCAUUUGAUCCUAGACUUAGACUUAACCAAAGUCCUGGACAUCACACUGAGAGUGCCACAUCUGACCCAAGGAUUGCACGUGACCCUAGGAAGGUAAAGCCUGAGGCCUCUCCUGUAACUCACCUCCCCCACUCUGGAGGUAAUGUCAAGCAGAAAGGGAUGGAUGAUGAGGAUGAAGAUGCAGAAAGGGAGCUGAGAGAGAAAACCGCCUUCAUACCGUUAGACACGUUACCAGGUGUAAGUUUACGGGACCCACGUUGUAAGCUCAGGCAGUUUAGCCACAUUAAAAUGGAUAUUGUACUCUCCAAACCUAACUUUGCGAAACUUGUUGUCUGGGCCCCAGAGGAUCUACUUCCAGUUCCCCCUCCAAAACCAGACCCUGUUUCAUCCAUAAAUUUGCCGUUACCUCCACUUAUUGCUGACCAGAGGCUUAACAAACCCAAGUCCCUGGUCACGGAGGUGCAUCAGUCUGACCCAAGACUGGAAAGGGUGGACCCCAGACUGGAACAGAAAGCGAAACAAGCGAGCAUUUCAGCUAAAGGCAGCUAUGUGGAACCAGCAGAUUUACAUGUGACUAUUAACAAAAUGAACGAUCCUCGUCUGCAAAAAAGCCUCCAGUCCAGACUGCACCGAUCACUCAGCUCUGAUAGCCAACACGGCGCCGCAAAAGAGCCGAAAGUCGAUCCCCGCUUGGCAGCAAGAUCAUCUAUAGGAUCACCGCCAACAUCCGUUAAACCUGCCCAAGACAUCUUGUCGUCCUACGCUCCAAAGGUGUCCCCUUCUGCUAGUAGAUUGAGUAGUCCUGCGUCUAUACUGAAAAACAUCAUUCUGUACAGCCAACGAGACAGUGCCACAACCUCCGCAGAGAGCGUCCCACUUCCUGUAGGCGAAAACGGAGACCAUGAGAAAAAGACCGUCGAUGCGGGCAAGCCGCCCAAAAGUGAGCCUGAAGAAACGCAGGAGGUGCAGCAACCCAGCGGAGGACCGAGUGUUAAAAGUGAGGACGACCCUGAGGACAAAACUGACUGUCCUGAUGACAAAAUGGACGCAACAAAUAAAACCGCUACAGCGCAGGCGUGCCCCCCACCACCAGCAGUUCACAACCUCCCCGUUUCUGCUUUGGCCGGACUCAUAAGGCCUCAGUACAGUGAUCCAAGGCAGAACAAACCAGCCGCUCCUGUUAGCCAAGCCCAAGACACUAACGCCGAGGGGGAAGGUGAUGACAAGCCUCUGAAAGAAGUUUUCAAGACCUUUGACCCCACGGCUUCUCCAUUCUGUUAGCGACACCCCUUCCCCCCCCGUUUCUCCCAGGAACCAUUUUGUAUUUUCUUUCCUAUAUCUGGCUUCUUCCCUUAUUUAUUUGUACAGUAAACCACAUACCUCCUGCUGCUCCCAGUGUAGAUUACGGCUAUGCUGACUGCGUUCUCUGUGGUAUUGUAUUAUUAUUUUUUUUUAGUCAAUCAUUUGAUAGAGAAAGUGAUAUCAUAGGCUACCAUAAAGCACUUUCAUUGUAAAUAGAACAUAAUGUGAAGAGGAUACAUGUAUACGGUAUGUGCUCUGCUCAUGGACUCACAGCACUAUCGUAUCACUGCGUGGUAUUGAGCAAUACAGUGUAAAUUAGAUGUCAUGGCGUAUGGAAAUCUAUUGACCAUAUAUAUAUAUAUAUAACUGUACAAGCCUGGGGAGGUAUGUGAGGCUCCAUUUCUGUGUAAAUGAUAUUUUAUUGCUGUCGGGAAGGUUUACUUUGCUUUACUACAUACAGAGAGUCAAUGCAUCUGUGUAGAGCAUUGUUUUCCAACCAGGGUGCCUCCAGCUGUUGCAAAACUACAACUCCCAGCAUGCCCUGACAGCCGA